Messenger RNA from Aureobasidium melanogenum CBS 110374, 927 nucleotides. Its product is annotated as alpha/beta-hydrolase. The record is from RefSeq and is a predicted model, not a curated record. Gene Ontology annotation, cellular component: membrane. The coding region runs from base 1 to 927 and encodes 308 amino acids. NCBI's taxonomy places the organism in Eukaryota, Fungi, Ascomycota, Dothideomycetes, Dothideales, Saccotheciaceae. The transcript has 3 exons. Gene Ontology annotation, molecular function: lipase activity.
AUGGCAGCAUACACGACAUUCGAGGGAACACACAGGACGGAUGACGGCGUCGAGUUGUACACCAAAACAUGGAAGGUGUCGGGCGAUGCAGCCAAGGCACGCAUGCUGUUUGUACAUGGCUUCAGUGACCACUGCAACAACUAUCCCGUCUUCUUUGACCACCUCGCAAACCAGGGGAUUGAUAUUUAUGCCUUUGAUCAACGAGGAUGGGGCCGCUCCGUUCAUAACAAACAUGAGCGCGGCCUUACAGGCCCCACCACCCGCGUCCUCGCCGAUAUAACCAGCAUGCUACGGACUCUCCUCCCGACCCCUGUACCGCUCUUCCUGAUGGGCCACAGCAUGGGCGGUGCCGAAAUCCUCCACUACGCAUCCAGCGGCCCCUCCGAUAUCCUCGCCCAGAUCCGUGGCUUCAUCGCCAGCGCACCCCUCAUCAGUCUUCACUCUGACACCCGUCCAUUCAAAGCCACUGUAAUCGCCGGCCGCCUCGCUGGCCGAGUGCUGCCCAAAUUCCAACUAGUAAAUAAGCUAGAUCCCAAGUGGUUGAGCAGAGACCCCGAGCAGAACAAACUCUGGGAGCAGGACGAACUGUGUCAUGACACAGGAACCCUUGAGGGUCUAGCAGGAAUGCUGGACAGAGGACUUCAACUCGAGAACUUCAAGGUCUCGCCAAAAGAGAGUGCUGGAGAAGGUGGAAAGACUAGAUUGUUGGCGCUGCACGGAACGGGCGAUCAUGUGAAUGCUUAUGAAGCUACAAAGACCUAUGUGGAGCGCUGCACACAGCUGAGUGAUAGAGAGCUUAAGAGCUACGACGGUUGGUAUCAUAACAUGCAUGCCGAACCCGGUGAUGACAAGCUCAUGUUCGCCAAAUAUGUCUCUGAUUGGAUCUCUCAAAGGUUAGAACCCGAAGAGUCCAAAUCGAAGCUUUGA